AACCGAUUCUCAGUUGCGCUCGAAUCGGAACAGUAUUUCGUAUCAGCUGACAACCAAAGCAAAACAGUCGGUGCGCGACCAUCUUGUCAAAACUGGAGUCAGGAACAACAAAUAAAUUCUUUAAAAUGUCCUAAAACAAGAGUAAUGACUUAACAGUAGUCGUUAAACGGUUAAAGUACAGAGUUUCGUUUAUUCGUGUGCUAUUUUCGAUACGGUUAUUAUACACUUUGCUCAAUAUUUGGGGUUUUGUGUUGCGACAAGUGACGUCAUGUACGAGUUACACGUAUCGCCAGCGAUUUCAUAGUGACAGUAUGCAUGAGCAGGACGGCGAUACAGAGCCGGCGCACCACGCGCGUCGGCCCAUGAACGCCUUCCUCAUAUUCUGCAAACGGCACCGUAGCGUCGUCCGCGACAAGUACCCCAAUCUCGAGAACAGAUCUAUCACAAAAAUCUUGGGCGAGUGGUGGGCGAACUUGGAUAAAGAAGAAAAGGCUGGUUACACCGGUCUUGCCAAACAGUAUAAAGACGCCUUCUUCAGCGCCAAUCCUGACUUCAAAUGGUACAAGUUGCCCGCCCCCCCGCUCCGCACGCUGUCCGCUCGGCCUCGAGAGAGCGAGAAGCACACAGAAGUGGAGGACCACGAAGAGAGGACCAACAACAACUCCACCAGAGUAGACCUCAACAUCCGCUCCGAUGACGACAGCAACGAGCCCCAACCGAGAUCGCUCUCCAUGUUUACCCCCGGCAAACUCGCCGAUGAAGCCCAAAUGGGCGGAAUCAGCAGCCUCCUAGCUACCGACGCGAACUACCACCCACGAUCGAUAUACAGAUCCCCCGACCGACCCAAGAACGAUACCAUCCGGGAGCUCCAAAACGCCCUGUCCGAAACCAGUAAGCUGUUCGAGGAGGAUUUCGAGGGACCGUACCGCUACAACGUACCUGGUGAGCUCACCAAUCAGGAUGUGAUAGACCAGAUAGUGGAUAAACGCUACUCCGCCGAGGAGCUGUCUGAUGAUGAGAGGAAGUCCGGCCGCUCCUGCAAGGGCAAGAGAUACCAGGAGUUCAUGGCUGUGGGCCUGCUCGUGAAACGGCGGAGGGAUGAUCCCGAAGAUGACUAUGCCGCCUGCAGCUGGGAGCCUAGUAGCUCGCAGCCCCUGCCCAAGUACGAGUCAGACUCGACAGCCGCCGAACCGGACAGCAACCCGACCAAAACCUUCAAAGCGGCCGACUUCGAUCUCGACGCGAAGAUACGAGCACUUCCCUCCCUCAGCCUCGAGAAGUUCCAGCAGAGGAAGCGUGAGAACAAACGCAAGAAGAAGUCGCUGACCUUGAAACCGAAAUACCCUCAGAUCGUCAACUCCGUCCCGCGGAGUGUGGCCGACGAGCGGCAGGACCCCUGGCGGGAGACGGUCAGCGGCAGUCAGAAACGGAAACCCCGGAAGAAGAGCAUCACGCGCCUCGAGAUCAACAGCCUGAUAACGCGCGUGGAGAACGGAGGGAACAAGAUUAGUCCUGAGAUUAAGUUAGCCACGGAAGCCACGGAAGACCUGUUCGCUCUGGCUACCCUCGCCGAAGUAGCCGCUAACACGUCCAAGCUCGACAGCACUGGAGCUUCCCAGGUAUGAGAUACUAGCCUUAAACGAUAUUCCAAAUAUAUUUAAAUCGGAUAUUUAUAUAGAUCUACUUUUACAUGUACACUUUUGAUCGUAGGUUUUGUAACAUAGAUAUAGAGUUUAUUUAUACUAUAGAGAUAUAUGUAUACUUAGGUCGACGUAGUGCGUAUAUUGCUCGUUAGAUAUAUGGUGAUAGAUAGGGUGUAUGGCAUAAUGUAAUCGAGUACGGUAUACGCGGGGGCGGAGGCGCGGGGAAGUCAAUUAGUGAACUACUGAAGUUUACGUGGCGUUCUGUGGCCGCCCGACAUCACAAUUUAUUUGAAUGCCAAAUAUAAGUCAUGUAAUGUUAUAAUGAUUUUAUAACCUCAUUAAAAUAGUUAGGUUUAUUGAAUCGCCUUAUUUAGAGUUUUAAAUCAAACGUAAGACACCACAUACAUAGACUGUUAUGCAUUUUUAAAGUUUUUUUUUUUGUUUUUUGUAUACAGUGUAUUGCAUAUUUUUAUAUAUUCUGUGACUGAAGUCACUGUUCUGUUUAAGUCCGGCCGCACAUUGUCCGAAAUUUCUGAUCAGAAACAGUUGAACGU
This is a messenger RNA of Aricia agestis (brown argus), 2197 nucleotides long. RefSeq lists its product as uncharacterized. Gene Ontology annotation, biological process: regulation of transcription by RNA polymerase II. Gene Ontology annotation, cellular component: nucleus. The record is from RefSeq and is a predicted model, not a curated record. The transcript is spliced from 4 exons. NCBI's taxonomy places the organism in Eukaryota, Metazoa, Arthropoda, Insecta, Lepidoptera, Lycaenidae. Gene Ontology annotation, molecular function: RNA polymerase II transcription regulatory region sequence-specific DNA binding; DNA-binding transcription factor activity, RNA polymerase II-specific. Bases 312 to 1625 code for a protein of 437 amino acids.